This is a messenger RNA of Plectropomus leopardus (leopard coralgrouper), 1523 nucleotides long. Lineage: Eukaryota; Metazoa; Chordata; Actinopteri; Perciformes; Serranidae. The record is from RefSeq and is a predicted model, not a curated record.
ACCCCCCCUCCCCGCAUCAACAAAUGUCGAACAGUCCCUUGGAGAGCCGCAGCAGAGACACGCCCCUCGCAGUGCGCGAGGAAAGAGCUGCAAGCUCAGAGGAGGACAUGUGGCGCAGCUCGGUGAUUUACCCUCAUGUCCUUAUGAAAACAAGAUGAAACGGCUCCUAUUGCUGCUCCUCUUCUGUCACGUUUCAUCCUCAGUGAAACACUCCAUGAAGGUUUUCUUCAUCGCGUCCUCUGGAGUCCCAGAGUCCCACAACUUCCCGGAUGUCAUGGCUGUGAUGCUGAUUGAUGACGUUCAGGCGGGUUACUGUGACAGCAGAAUAAAGACGGCGAUACCCAAACAGGCCUGGAUGGACAAAUUAAGAGAAGAGGAUCCUCAGUACUGGACGUUGUACAAACAGGAGUGUACGGCGUACCAACAAGUCUUCAAAGAUGAAUUUCUCAUUUUGAAGCAGCGCUUGAACCAAACCGGAAGUGUCCAGAUUCUUCAGAAGAUGCACGGUUGCGAGUGGGAUGAUGAGACCCAAAAGGUUCACGGAUAUCAGCAGUACGGUUAUGAUGGAGCGGACUUCCUGGCGUUCGACUUAAACACAGAGUCGUGGGUCGCUUCCAAAUCGCAAGCUGUCAUCACCAAACACUUCUGGGACAGACAGAGAGCCAGAAACGAGCUCUGGAAGAAUUACCUCACCCAGCUUUGUCCCGAAUGGCUGAGGAAGCACCUGAACUAUGGGAGGAGCUUUCUGCUGAGAACAGAGCGUCCCUCAGUGUCUCUCCUCCAGAAGUCUCCGUCCUCUCCAGUCAGCUGCCACGCUACAGGUUUCUACCCCAACAGCGCCAUGAUGUUCUGGAGGAAAGACGGAGAGGAGAUUCACGAGGACGUGGAUGUCGGAGAGAUCCUCCCCAACCACGAUGGAUCCUUCCAGAUGAGCGUCGACCUGAACGUUUCAUCAGUCGCACCUGAAGACUGGAGCAGGUACGAGUGUGUGUUUCAUCUCUCUGGUGUGAAGGACGACAUCAUCACCAAACUGGACAAAGCAGCGAUCAGGACUAACUGGGAGAAGGCCGGUAACAUGGCCGUCCCCAUCAUUGCUGCAGGGGUUGUUCUUGCUCUCGUCUUCUUCGCUGCCACUGGAGUCAUCAUUUCUAAGAGGAAGACAGUCAAACGUCCUCCAUCUCCUCCUGAUAACGUCCUCGAACUCUGCGAGAGACUGAAUCCAGAGACCUGACUGACCAAAGUAAAGUCAAGCACUUUGAUAUUUAUCAUAUUACAUAGUUUUACAGAACUUAAAUAGACUGAAAAAUGGCUUUCUCACAUACAAAUGAAGUAGUAGUUAAUUCUAUGUUAUGUGCUUGAUAUUUAAAUGUAAGUUUUAUUUCAAAUUGCGUGUUUACAAUUUGGAUUUCAAAUUUGUGAAAUGUAUGAAACUUUAUUUUAUUUAUUGAUCAUUAUUUAUUUAUUCAGCAGUUUUACACUGAUGCAACAUUGUGUUUUACAACCCAGUCUUAGGGCCACAUUGA